AGAUUUCCCUUUUCUAGUGUUUUCUAGUAGAUGGAUUUGUCACUACCACCGCCACCAUAUCGAAGUUAAAAAGCGAGUCAAGUAUGGGUGACUGGAGCUUUCUGGGGCGGCUGCUGGAGAACGCUCAGGAACACUCCACUGUCAUAGGAAAGGUUUGGCUGACCGUCCUCUUCAUCUUCCGCAUCUUGGUGCUGGGCGCAGCCGCUGAAGAAGUGUGGGGUGAUGAGCAAUCCGACUUUACUUGCAACACGCAGCAGCCCGGCUGCGAGAAUGUUUGCUACGACGAGGCCUUUCCCAUCUCCCACAUGCGCUUCUGGGUGCUGCAGAUCAUCUUUGUGUCCACGCCAACCCUUAUCUACCUGGGGCACGUGCUGCACAUUGUCCGCAUGGAGGAGAAGAGGAGGGAGCGGGAAGAUGAGAACAGGAAGAUGGGAAGGCACCUGGAGGAUCAUGACCCCCUCUACCACAAUGGUGACGGAGGGGGCGGUUGGAAGAAAGAGAAGCCACCCAUUCGCGAUGAGCAUGGCAAAAUCCGCAUUCGCGGGGCAUUACUGAGGACCUACAUCUUCAACAUCAUUUUUAAGACCCUGUUUGAGGUCGGCUUCAUCCUGGGACAGUACUUCCUCUAUGGCUUCCACUUGAAACCGCUCUACAAAUGCCACCGCUGGCCCUGUCCCAAUACAGUGGACUGCUUUAUAUCCAGGCCAACUGAAAAAACGAUAUUCAUCAUCUUUAUGCUGGCUGUGGCUUGUGUCUCUCUGGUCCUUAAUCUGCUGGAGAUUUACCACCUGGGCUGGAAAAAAGUGAAGCAGAGCGUCACCAAUGAAUUUGUCGCUGACAAUGAAUCGUUGCUGCUGGGUGGAGUACGAGCUGGGGACGCCAAGACGCUUCCCGAGGAGGUCAGUCCACCAGCACUCGACUGUUUGCCCACGUACGCCAGUGUGAGUGUGGUCGGGGGCAGCACAGCUGAAGGGGGCGGCGACAGUCCUGCGGAGGUGAUUUCUUUAAGUCCCGAUAUGGCAACUGGUUCUGUGAAGAUGGACCGUACGUUGUUCCACCCGGAUGACCUCCUGUUACAGUCGCUGCCUGCUUCCUUUUAUGGCGGAGUCCACAGACCGCUACCAGAAGAGAAGCAGAACUGGAGCAACAUGGCAUUGGAGCUGCAGGAUCCAAAUGGAAAAAACUCCCCCGGCUCUUACCCUCCUCCCUCACCAAGGAUCUCCUCGUCCUCCUCCCAUGUGGAGGAGACAAUUAUACCCCCUCCUCCAGAAUCACAACACUCCACUUUUCCCACACUCCCCUGCCAUGCUCGCCUCUACCUCCUCUCACUGGAGGAGGCUUUGGCAAAUGAAGGGAAAGCGAUGCAGAGUGAUGACUUCACUGUCGUUACCAAAGCAGAGAUGCAUCAGCCCCCCGACAUGCAUAAGCCAAGACGGGUGAGCGAGAGCAGCAGUUCCAGGGCCAGGCCUGACGAUUUGGCGGUGUAACCAAGGCAACGUGAAUAGUGGAUACAACUAGAAAAGGUGCCCAUCAGCCAUCAGCAGCAACAUAGACUUGACUCCAGCAAGUCUGGACAUGACCUCAAAUAUUUACUAAAAAAUGACACUCCUGAGGGAGCAGACUUUCGCCAAGGCCAAUUGAUUCUACUAUGAGUCGGCAUCAAAGUGUAUAGUCUAAAAUUUACCUAUUCACAAUCUAUUUUGGGUCAGAAACUAUCUUUUAUUGUCGCACGACUUUGACACUCUCUUGUGGCAGCUUGGUGCCAGGGAACUAUCUUGAUGUAAAUUGAGGAGCUUCCUUCUGAAAAAAAGAGGGAAAAUAAAUCUGCACCUUUGUCCAGAUCUGCAAUAAUACUUAUGUUUCGCUUUUGGCCCACACAUCACCCCUCCACAAGGUCCUGUUAAAAUCAGUAGAAUAUCUUUUGUGCUCUUCUACAAACUAGAAAUUCAACAAUGACAACAUAACCUCCUUGGCAGGGGUGAAUCAUAGUGUGUAUUUUCUGCUGGAUUGAAUGUUUAAGGUUCCCAUUGGCACAAACAUGCAUCAACAUUUGGUUCACUGAUUUUGUAAAAUUAUGUUAUGAAUAGCCCCAAAAGUCUUGUGGAGCCUACCGCUGAAGUAGAAUAAUUAAUGUUAGCUUUCAUCUAGCGGUGUUGCCGGGGAGGCGAGGUUUAGAUAAUUAAAGGAGACUAAAGUUCAUGUCACAAAGUUGAGGUUUUUUUUGCAAUACGAACUCGUUGCAGGGUGCUACUUCUCUGACAAAAUGCUUCCUCCUGCUGGCUGAAGCACUACAAUCGCAAGAUAGGUGAUUGAGCUCUAAAUUGGGUUACAUAAUUGUGCUUCAAAGCCUUGGUAUUAACAUACGUAAAACAAGCUAAAUGGGUACACAUGUACCAAAUUUGAGAAUUUUCGCAUGAUUUUCUCAAAAAGACUAUCCUGUGAUGCAGGGCGUGUUGAGUGAUUUUCACCCCCCAAUCUGCUUGCAAAACAGUCACGGCACAAUUGUCAUAAAUGACUCCAAAUUAUAAAAUUUUGAGAUUUCAAACUUUGAUUCUAAGUUAACUGAGUACGGCCGAGCCAUGGACUAAGUGAUUGUUUGUAUAACGUGUCUACCGAAUCAUUAUCCACAUUAAUAAUACAAAGAGAGAUGAGUUUAAAUCAAAAUCUUUAGUCACUACUGUAGAUUCAAAAAUACAUAUGUGUUCACCACUUCAGCUGAUUAUCCAUAGAAAAUAAUAAAAUGCUUCUCUUUUCAGACAUGCAGAUUUGACAAACACUUCAACAGAGAAAAAUCAUGAUGCUGAUGAUUGGACUAAUUUGUAACUUUGGGAGCUUAAAGGAAGCAGUAUGGCGUCUUCGUAUUUGUCUUUUGUGUCUUUGCUGGGAGAGACACUAAGACAGAUUUGCACUUUUGUUUUGGUUUUUUUGUUAUUGAUAUGAUGGAUCUCGACUGUCCACAUGGGCGUGUUGGAUUUGUUUAAAUUUGUUUAAUUUGUUUCAGUGUUAACACAAACACAUCUCUGCUGUUACAUCAGGGUCAAUUAUAAAUAUGUAUACACUAUAAAUAAGUAGAGGCUAUUAUAGAUCACUCAAUGUGUGAUGCAGUUUUACAAUUUUUUUUCUCAAAGCAUUCUGGUUCAGUUUGGACUUUUUCCAAUAUUUCACUGUAAGAGGAAGUUGGCAAUAAACAUCUCCAAAGGUCACACUGUAGUUCAUAAAAGCCAAUGCUCAACAUUGAACACUGUUUUGGUUGGAGGACAUUUUGUACAUCUUCUUUCUGAUGCUUGUGUUUGCAGUGUGUUACAGAACUGUUGACGAGUUUCAUUUUCUAGACUAGCUGUAGAUUAUUAUUGUGACUUUUAGGUUUCGCGGGAGGGGUGACGGUGGAUGCGUAUGACCUUUUUUUUUUUUUUUUAAAUCCCUUGUGGAUUGUUAUUUUUUUGUCCCUCACAAAUUCCUGCCUGUCUCAAACAGUUUCACUUGCAACCCUGUACAAUGAGAUGAGCUAUCCAGCGUACUCAUUAUGAAGUAGAUCACCAUGGUUGAGGGUGGCAUAAAGUUAUCACCCUUAACAGUGAAUGAAACCACAAGAUUCUGUUCUUACAGCACUUUGAAAAUGACAAUUCCACCAAAAAAAGACUGUUUGUCUCUAAACUGGGCUCAUUUUACUAAAUGUUAGCGAGCUGUUUUCUAACCUUUAAUAAAGGAUUGCACAUUGACUUUGUAGCCCGCUAUAAUUAGGGUAUGAUGAUGCUAAUACAAACACAAUGAAUUGUCUUAGAAGAAUUUAGAAAAUAGGUUUGCAACGAUGAAGAAAUUCAUCUAAAGUGACUGUUCUUAGCUUGUUAUAUGUGUAUGGAUCUUGAGACUUCCAGCUUAAACACGUGCCUGAGGGACUUUCAUGGCAAACAUUGUUAGUAGGGGCAAACCCUGCUUUUAAUCCACACUGUGUGUGUUGUGUGUGUUUAGGUGUGUAUGUGUAGCGUGUGAACGAGAGGAAGUCUUUAUAGAAGUUUUUGUUGAAGAGACUGUUGAUGUAAAUGUUCAUUUACCUCAGAUGUGGAAAGAAAAAAGUUUUACUCAAUAAACUUAU
Messenger RNA from Corythoichthys intestinalis (scribbled pipefish), 4093 nucleotides. Its product is annotated as gap junction alpha-3 protein-like. Gene Ontology annotation, biological process: cell-cell signaling. Gene Ontology annotation, molecular function: gap junction channel activity. Gene Ontology annotation, cellular component: connexin complex. The coding region runs from base 84 to 1487 and encodes 467 amino acids. The record is from RefSeq and is a predicted model, not a curated record. Lineage: Eukaryota; Metazoa; Chordata; Actinopteri; Syngnathiformes; Syngnathidae. The transcript is spliced from 4 exons.